AUGGCUGCCCAGGAUGAACUCAAUCAACUGGAACGAGUGUUCCUUCGUUUGGGCCAUGCCGAAACAGAUGAGCAGCUACAGGACAUUAUCUCAAAAUUCCUACCUCCCGUACUACUCAAACUAUCCAGCGUUCAAGAGGGUGUACGAAAAAAGGUAAUGGAGUUGCUAGUACACCUGAAUAAGAGAAUAAAGAGUCGACCAAAGAUUCAACUGCCAGUAGAAACUUUGUUGGUGCAGUACCAAGAUCCUGCAGCUGCCUCAUUUGUUACUAAUUUUACUAUCAUCUACAUCAAAAUGGGUUACCCACGCCUGGAGGUAGAAAAACAAUGUGAACUGGCCCCCACCCUGCUCACUGCCAUGGAAAGCAAACCACAGCCACAGCAGGACAGCCUUAUGCACCUGCUGAUCCCCAGUCUUUAUCAUAUGAAGUAUCCUGCUGAUACAUCCAAAAAUGCUUCUCCAUUUAAUUUAACCGAAAGGCCAAGUACAGUGCAGCUGCUACUGGAAUUCAUGUUGGAUGUCUUAUUGAUGCCUUAUGGGUUUGUGCUAAAUGAAUCCCUGACUCGUGCUGCUCCCUCCUCCUCCUCCCAGGGAAGCUCAGAUGGAGCGACGUCUGCCUCAGGUCAGGGGCUUCCCCAGCCUCCCCCUGGGAUGAGUGUCUAUGCUGCCAAAAGAGUGAUAGGGGAGACUCAGUGGAGUCCUGAGCAAUUAGAACAGUGUAAGCUGGGAAUUGUGAAGUUCAUUGAGGCAAAGCAAGUUCCUGAAGUGGAGACAGUGGUGCACCUGGUGGUGGCGUCCAGCGACACACGACACAGUGUGGCCACGGCCGCUGAUCUGGAGCUGAAGAGCAAGCAGAGCAUCAUAGAUUGGAACAAUCCUCUAAUUAUUAAUAAGCUGUACAAAGUGUAUCUGGGGGAUGUUCCUCUCAAAACAAAGGGCACCACUGUGAAACAGGAGCUGAAACAUGAGCCAGUAAGCACCAGAGUCAAACUGAAGAUCCUUCCGCAUCUUCUGCGCUCACGCCUUGCUGCAGAGUGUUUUCCUGCUAAUAUUCAGGUUGUGUAUGAUGGCCUGUUUGGAGCCAACACCAACAACAAACUGCUGUCUCUCACUUUGCAGUUUGUCCAUCACAUCUGCAUGGUAUGUCCUGACACAAACAAGCCACUGGGACUAAUGCUGCUAAAUGGUCUUACCAAACUCAUCAGUGAAUACAAGGAGGAUCCCAAGUUACUGUGUGUUGCAUAUUCUGCUGUUGGAAAGUUAUCAAGCCGCAUGCCACAGCUUUUCACGAAGGAUGUUGCACUUGUGCAGCAAUUUUUUGACUCUAUGUGCAAGGCAGAGCCCGAUGUUCGUCUUGCCAUUCAGGAAGCUUUGUCUAUGAUGGUUGGAGCAUAUGCCAAUCUACAGGGGGCACUGUUGAACUUGAUGGAGGCCCUAGUAGCUGCUUAUAUUGGAAAGCCAGAGGUACAAGUCCGUCAGGUAGCCAUGAAGUUUGCCAGCACAGUGUUUGCUUCUGAUCAUGUACCUUCAAGAUACCUGCUACUACUGGCUGCUGGAGAUUCGAGGGAGGAGGUGUGUGUGGAAGCCCAGAGAGUGCUGAGGGGUUUUCCGGCCAAGAGGUCUGAGAAGGAGGGACAAAAGCCAAUGCCUUCCUUUCCCGACAUGGUGGACUAUGUCCAGGAGAAGGCCAAUCAGAGAAUCAAGACUCCAGCAAAGUACAUUGUUGGAACCUCUGCAAUUCCAUUUAAUCCGUCAGCAUUUUCAGAGAUUGUGCUCUACCUGAGGAUGUGCUUGGCGUACAGCGCUGGGGCCACAUCCAUGUCAACACGCCUGGCAGACAUGCAGGAUGACGCGCCAGCUAUUGGCCGCUACGUUCACACAAUGCUGACCUCUGACCCUCAGCCCUCACUGUCAAAAGGAUGUGAAGCAAACCCUGUUCAUGUCUACAUGGAUUUGCUGCAACAGCUGUUGUCUGCUGUAGGAGGAAUCCCAGUCAUGUACUGUCUCUUGGAAGUGGUGUCAGUCUGCCCAGAAAAGCUGGCUCCUAGAUUUGCGAAUCGUAUUGACUGGAUUAAAAGUCUGAUGAACACAAACAAGGAAGACAUGCGGGAGCUGGCAGCCCAGCUGUAUGCCGUGGUGGUUUCAACGAUGACCGGCAAUGAGCUGCAGACAGCAGUCAACAAUCUCAUCAAAACUACCAAAGACAACCAUAGUCCUGAGACGCAACAUGGUGCCAUCUUGGCACUCGGCUAUAUGGUGGGAAGAUACAUGAGCAAGAAGAAAGCUGUUGUCUCCAGUGAUCACACCCGCAACUUAGCGCAACAAAUGAGCAUUACGUCCCAGGAGGAUCAUGAACUUCUUGGCAUGGCCACCAAGACAAUCGGUGCCUUCCUGGACAGCAGUAGUACAAUGCUGGCAGUAGCAGCUUGUACAGCGCUCGGUGAAAUCGGGAGGAACGGGGCUCUGCUGAUCCCUGCGGAGGGUGAUGGUUUCACCAAACUGUCCGCAGUGGACAACCUGUUGGCUCGCAUCACCUCUGGCAAAGAGAGCAUCAAGAUGAAGGAGCGGUCAAUCCGGACUUUGGGCUACCUUCCAGUGGGAGAUGGGGACUUUGCUCACCAGAAGAAGCUGUUGCAGGGUCUCAUGGACUCUGUAGAGGCCAAGCAGGUGGAGCUGCAGUUCACAGUAGGAGAGGCUAUCACCAGCGGUGCAAUUGGCACAAGUUCUGGAGCUGCUAGAGACCCCUGGACAUGCACCGAAGACCAGUACAGCCCACCAUGUAAUGUGAAAAACAAUGAUGUGGUUCCGUGGGUCCUGAACUCCAUCCUGUCCAAGUACAUCCCCAGCCAGAACCCGCAUGUCCGACAGGCGGCCUGCAUCUGGUUGCUCUCCCUGGUCAAAAAACUCAGUCAGCACAAGGAAAUUACGUCACAUUUGAAGGAGAUUCAGACAGCAUUUAUUUCUGUUCUCUCAGACCAUGAUGAGUUGAGUCAGGAUGUGGCAUCCAAAGGGCUUGGCCUGGUCUACGAGAUGGGAGGAGAGGGUGACCAGCAGGAACUGGUGUCCACCCUGGUGGAAACGCUCAUGACUGGCAAAAGAGUGAAACAUGCUGUCUCAGAAGACACGGAGGUGUUUCAAGGAGAAGGAUUGGGAAAAACACCAGAUGGCCACAGCCUGUCUACAUACAAGGAGCUCUGCUCAUUGGCCAGUGACCUGAAUCAACCAGAUCUUGUCUACAAGUUCAUGAACCUGGCCAAUCACCACGCCAUGUGGAACUCUCGCAAGGGAGCAGCUUUUGGCUUCCACAUGAUUGCAGCGAAGGCCGGCGAGCAGCUAGCUCCGUUUCUUCCCCAGCUUGUGCCCCGUCUGUACCGCUACCAGUUUGACCCCAACCUGAGCGUUCGCCAGGCCAUGACCAGCAUCUGGGAUGCUUUAGUCACUGACAAGACACUGGUGGAUAAAUACCUUAAGGAGAUCCUGCAGGAUGUCAUCUCCAACUUGACUAGUAACAUCUGGAGGAUCCGCGAGUCAAGCUGUCUGGCCCUUAAUGAUCUAAUCCAUGGCCGCCAGGCUGAUGACCUCAUUGAGCACUUGGCAGAAAUGUGGGAGACACUAUUCAGAGCCCUUGAUGACAUCAAGGAAUCGGUGAGGAAGGCUGCAGAUCUGGCACUGAAAACACUCAGUAAGGUGUGUACUCGGAUGUGUGAGUCUUCAGGUGUUGCUGCUCAGAGAACUGUAGCAGUACUGUUGCCUACUCUGCUGGAAAAAGGCAUCGUUAGCAACGUGGCAGAGGUCCGAGCUCUCAGUAUCCAAACCCUGGUAAAAGUUAGUAAGACUGCUGGUGCCAGACUGAAGCCUCAUGCUUCUCGGCUUAUCCCGGCCCUGCUGGAGGCGCUCAGCACCCUGGAGCCUCAGGUCCUCAACUACCUCAGCCUCAGAGCCACAGAACAGGAAAAGAGCACCAUGGAUGCUGCCAGGCUUAGUGCUGCCAAGUCUUCCCCGAUGAUGGAGACCAUCAACAUGUGUCUGCAGCACCUGGACGUUUCUGUGCUUGGAGAGCUGGUCCCCAGGCUUUGUGAACUGCUGAAGAGUGGAGUUGGCUUGGGCACCAAGGGUGGCUGUGCUAGUGUAAUUGUUUCCCUCACUGUACAGUGUCCCCAGGAUCUCACCCCAUACUCAGGUAAACUGAUGAGUGCCCUGCUGAAUGGUGUCCAUGACAGAAGUGCUAUAGUUCAGAAAUCAUUUGCCUUCGCUCUGGGGCACGUGGUCAGGACAGCAAAAGACAGCAGUGUGGAAAAACUACUACUGAAGCUUAAUACUUGGUACUUGGAGAAAGAGGAACCAGUGUUUAAGUCAUCGUGUGCGUUGACCGUGCACGCCGUCAGCCACUACAGUCCUGAUGUGUUGAAGAGCCACGCAGUUGUGGCCCUGCCGCUGGCUUUCCUGGGCAUGCACCAGGCCCCAGGUCCUGAUGAGGAGAAAGGAGAGAGCCAUGAUGCCUCACUGUGGUCUGAGGUGUGGCAGGAGAAUGUUCCAGGAAGUUUUGGAGGCAUCAGACUCUACAUGACAGAGCUAAUCGCUAUUACACAGAAAGCACUGCAGUCCCAGUCCUGGAAGAUGAAGGCUCAGGGUGCAGCUGCCAUGGCAACUGUUGCCAAGGAACAGAUGGGUUCAUUGGUGGCACCACACCUUGGUUUGGUGCUGACUGCUUUAAUGCAGGGACUGUUGGGACGCACAUGGGCUGGAAAGGAGGAGCUGUUGAAAGCCAUCGGAUCAGUGGUGUCAAAAUGCAGCGCUGAGCUGCAGAAACCGUGCACGGGUCAGCCAACGAUCUCACAGGUGCUUGAGGUCGUGUUGAAGGAAUGCCGCAAGGAGAGCCCUGUGUACAAGCUGGCUGCUCUGCGCUGUGCUGGGGAUGUGCUUGACAGCACUCAGGAGGACCGUUUCAGGGACAUGGCUGAAAUCCUCUUCCCCCUAAUCAAAAAGAAUUGCCCAAAGAGUGGUGGUGUGUCGCCGAGGUCAGUGGACAGUGAUGAUGAUGAUGGUGGGGAUAUGAAGGAGAAGGAACUGCAGACUGAAUCGCUUGUCUGUGCUUUUGACACUCUGGGGAAGACUUGGCCCAGAAACCCUGAGACCCAGACUUGUUUCCAGGUGGACGUGUGCUGUCUAAUGUGUGACAAGCUCAAGCUGAGCACCUGGAAAGUCCAGCUGGCUGUUCUACAGUCCAUGAAGCCUUAUUUCCAGCGGUUAAUUCUGCUGGACAAAGGUAGUGAAGAUGUCAGUGCUCUGUCCCAAAUUCUGUUAGAAACCUGCGCUGCUCUUACAUAUCCUCUAGAAAACAAAAGUUACUCUUCCGUGAGGACGGAGGCCUUGUCAGUUGUGGAAUUGAUUGUGAAGAGAAUUGCAGAGAGCGACCAGUGGGACUCUAUGUCUGCCAAGAGCCGUGAGCAGCUGCAGCGCUCCCUGUCUACGCUCCAGACAGACAGCAGGCCCGACCUGAGGGACAAAGCCCAGGAGCUGCGCCGCCGCAUCCAGAGUCAGCCCUGAACGCGUCACCCUCACCGCUGAAUCCAAACGUACAGUUCAGAGCACAACGUAAACGGAACCUGAACUCCCUUAGAGGACAAAUGCUGCAGUUUCCUCAAUGUUAAAGCUUCUCCUCUGACAGAUCAUGUUUCCGUCAGUGCAUUACUUAUAUUACCUUUGGUCUUCAUAUGCAGCUUGUGCAAGAGACUGCAACACUUGAUUCACACCGAGGCCUGACAUUAGCUUGGAGAGAUGAAACGAUUUGCUCUGUGAGAGAGAGAGACCUGACAGCAAAUGAGGGCAAAGUUAGUCAAAUGUGUCAGUCUUUAUUUGAUUAAUUUUAAAAACUAUGCUUGGAUUGUGGAUGCUGUACCUGCAGCCCUGAAGGGGGAGUUUUACUACUGUUGUGGGUUUGCCUGCUCAGUAAGAAACAGAAUAGUAGCAGGUUUGAUGAAACCUGAAAGUUCUGGCUCAGUUUGCACUUUUCUAAAGUGUGGAUCCUUCUGCACCGUUGAUCACUGCUGCUCCUCAGAGGACAUCUGUGUCCUCUGUGCUUGAGUGAUUUUGUUUUCCUCCUUUGAAUGCACUAUAGAAUGGCCUGUUUUGCUUUUUGAAGUCUUUGAAAAUAUUUGGCCCAUCUGUAGAGCAGAAAGUGAUGUUAUGGUUGUCUGAAUUUGUCCCCUGAUGAAAUAAAACUAUGGAGACACUUUGGCCCG
Thalassophryne amazonica is the source of this 6242-nucleotide messenger RNA. RefSeq names its product Ecm29 proteasome adaptor and scaffold (gene ecpas). Gene Ontology annotation, molecular function: molecular adaptor activity. The record is from RefSeq and is a predicted model, not a curated record. Gene Ontology annotation, biological process: proteasome assembly. NCBI's taxonomy places the organism in Eukaryota, Metazoa, Chordata, Actinopteri, Batrachoidiformes, Batrachoididae. The coding region runs from base 1 to 5547 and encodes 1848 amino acids. The transcript has 49 exons. Gene Ontology annotation, cellular component: nucleus; cytoplasm.